UCGGUCGAAGUGCUCGUACUCGCUCCCUCGCUCGCGCAGUGUUGGAGCGCGCGUCCGAGGCGUUCGACUUUCGAGUGGCGACGUGACGUACGCUAGCAUACCGUGUAUGUCUUCAUUAUUGAUGCAAAAGUUCCACGAUGGUAGAUAAUAAUCAUAACGGGAAAUUGUUACAAGAAUUACAGAAGAAAAGUGCAAAUAAUGUGUGUGCAGAUUGUGGGAGUGAAGACCCCGACUGGGCGUCAUAUAACAUCGGCAUUUUCAUCUGCAUGCGAUGCGCCAGCAUCCAUCGAGGGAUGGGCGCCCACAUCAGCAAGGUGAAACACCUCACGCUGGACAGAUGGGAGGAUUCACAGGUGAAGAGAAUGGAGGAAGUCGGUAACGUCGCGGCCAAGAACAAGUAUGAAGAGAGAGUCCCACCGUGCUACAGGCGACCGACCAAAUAUGAUCCACAAGUUCUAAUCGAGCAAUGGAUCCGUGCAAAAUACGAGCGCGAAGAGUUUUGCCACCCCGAGCGCCAGAGCUACCUCUCGGGCACAAUGGAGGGCUUCCUUAUGAAGCGUGGCAAGGAAGACAGCCGCUACCAGCAGAGAAAAUUCGUUUUGAGCGAAACUGAGGACACAUUGAAGUACCAUCACGCGUCAGACGGCUGUGGCCGUGCCGCGAGUUGCCUCGAUCGAUUAUUCGAUCGACUUCGGAUCAAAAACAUUGGUCGAUGGAGAUACCACGUCAGAGAAAAUAAGGAACCAAAAGGUGUACUUAAGUUGUCAGAACUCAACGUGUGCUUCGCACCGCCGAAGAUUGGUCACAUGAAUUCAAUGCAGCUUACGUUUAUGAAGGAUGGAUCCACAAGGCACAUAUACGUUUACCAUGACGAGCCAGAAGUCAUCAACAAUUGGUAUACAGCAAUCCGUUGCGCCCAGUUACACCUUCUCCAAGUGGCAUUUCCCUCCACACCUCAGUCAGAACUCGUGGAACGACUUCCUAAAGAUUUCGCCCGCGAAGGGUUUCUCUGGAAGACUGGACCUAGACCCUCAGACGUCCAUAGACGAAGAUGGUUCACUUUAGAUAACAGGAAGCUGAUGUAUCACGAUGAGCCGCUUGACGCGUAUCCCAAAGGAGAAAUAUUUAUUGGACACGAAUCACACGGCUACUACAUAAGGGUGUCGAACACCGGUAACGGUUGCAAGGACGCCAGAUUCCCCUUCCAAGUGGUGACGCCCGACCGGACGUACUGCCUCGCCGCCAAAACGCAUGAGGACCGCGCCGGCUGGCUCGCCGUCAUACAGCAGACCAUACAGCGGCCGCUCACACCUCAGGACUCUGCAAUUGAGGCGACUUUGGUACGAAAGCGAACGACAUCAAACUCUAUCAGCAUAUUCUCAGGAAGGUAGUUAUAUAGGACUAUACAUUUUAUAUUGUAAGACUGUGUUGUAAGCAAUUAAUAUUCACACUGUGAAAAUAUAUUGGCGUUGAUCGCUUUCAGCUUUUAGUUGAGGAAAUUCGACACAUUAUAUUUUACUCCAUUGAUCAUAAAAUAACACAAAAUUAAGUUCCAUAUGAUCAAUGUUUUAUCCUGACGAUGUAAAAAGUUUUAGACUAAUUUCAUUUUUGUAAAUAUUUUUACUUAAUUUACUCCUUUAAUAAUUUCAUUUAUGAUUCGUAUUUUAAAUGUAAAUCAAUAUUAAUCGAAUAAAAAAUAUUGUAGAUUUAAUUUAUUAAUACAUGAACAGGAAGGACUGAAUCUUAAAGAUGUAGAUAAUUUUACCGUUUAGUAUUUAAGUUGUGAACGACUGUUUAUUUUAAUAUUUAUUGCGACCUGAUUAUACGCACAACGCCAAUAGUUGAUACAAACUAGUUGCGCGAGGGUGUUAAAUCUGUAGAAAUUUCGGGACAAAAAUGAAAUUAUGUUCAUCCGAGCAGCACAAAAAUUUGAUCGAUCGCUCAGCGAUUGAGGCGUAAUUGACUAAAAAUUUAGGGUUUGAAUAUUUUUCAAACGAAUGAUGAUCCGACUAAAUCGGAUGUUAUUGAAAAUAAUAUAAUUCGAUUUUGGCGCAAAAUGCAUGUCUAGUAUGCAUUUGUUAUGUAAAUUGGUCACCUACUGAAAGUUGGUCUGGAUUGUUUCCAUGCGAUUAAAGUUUUCUAUCGUGGUAAAAGACAUUUUACAGGGACUUGGUAUAUGGUAAAAAUAAUGUAUUGGCAAUACUGCGAGGAUAUGAUUAAUAAAUAAUACAUUUGUAGACUUAAUAUAGUAUUUUAAGCAAUAUAGACUAAAAUUAGGAUUUUUUUUUCAUAAAGCAUUGUGGAUUUUUGGUAUUUUUGUAAAAAAAAAUCAUUGUGGUAUUGCCUUUUAGUAAAUUAAGCGAUGAUAAUGUAAACGAGUGAAAUAAAUUUUAUUCUUGUCGACAAACAUAGCACAGAACUAGUAGAUAUUUACAUAAAUCAGGCGAUUUUGUGGUCUAACAAAUACUUGUACGAGACCACUUCUGAUGUCCCAAAAACAUUAUGGUACUAGUUUUUUUGAUUUCUGAGAUAAUACUACAUACGUCAGUGAUUCUAUUUUUGAAAUACGGUAGUUGAACUUGAGGAAUAAUACUUGUUCUAAAUUGUUGAUUGGGAUAGGAUGAAUGACAAGAACGUUUUUAUUUUCGUUUUUAUGGAUUUCUUCGCUCGGUUAAAGAGAAAAUAUUUGAUAACAUGAAAUCAAUUGGAGUGAAACUAUGAAUCUGUAAAACAAUUCACUCAAUCUCUAGGCUCAACUCAACCAAAAUAUGUAGUGAGUAUAGAAGUGUCGACGUACCUAAAUAUAUAGUUAAUUUGCAUUUGUAUAGGAAAAUAUAAAACAUAAGUUUAUAUAUUUUUAAUAGCUAUCGGUUUUCCGGGUUAAUUAAUAUAUUUUUGUGUAACAUUAAACUAAUAGUAAUAUAUAAUAUUAGGUACUUAUUUUAACUUUCGUGAAACUCGAUUUUGAAACCAAUAAAAUAGAAAUGGUUUUUAUGUUGCUUUUAGACUGUUAUAUUAUUUUGACAUAAUUAAAUAUUUUCAUAAUUCAUUUUCAUCUUUUUAGAGUUCCGUAGGUCAAGAGGAAUAAACAGAUCUCUAAAAUCAUUCGUAUGUCCGACCUUCACAGCUAGUUUACUUCGAAACUACCAAACCGAUUGAGUUGACAUUUAGCACACACAAGCACACAUAUUAGUCUUGUUAUUCAAAGAUGGCCAAGUAACUUGAAUGAUUUUUGGGGGCUCCUCAUGGGGGUAAAUUAGAUUUUUAAAGUUUCUCAAAAUGGGACUUAUCAAUUCAAAUAUGUGAGUGAUUUGUUCCAUCUCAUUCGCAUGUAAGAUUCGUAACCGAGACGGUUCACAUUCCAUCGCGUGCUCCUGCACAAUACAGCAGGUGCAUUAACAACAUAAACUACGAGUGAAUGAGUUAUUUUGUUACUCUAACAUGAUCUAUGUUAAAUAUAUUGAUAACUUUGUAUAAUCUCUAGGACUAUUUCCUAUUUAGUAUGCAGGUCAUAAACUUUUAAUAAAAUUAUGAAACUGAUUGUGAAUGGGAGGUUGGUAUAUAUUUUAAAUAAUAUUGCAAUAAGGUAGUGUAUACUAUCACAAUAGUUUUAGGUGUAGUAUGAAUACUCUGGAAUACAGGCUUUAAUCAUGGUGUAUGAUUUAUUGUUUUAAAUGUUUGUCCCAUAGAAAUAUGUGUAGUAAUGUAUAAAGGAAGAUUCCCAUCACAAUAAAUUAGUUUAAUUAUUUCGCAUCAAUGUUAUAGUUUGUAAAAUAUUAGGAAAAUUAAAAAUGCUGAUUUUUGUUUGCCCAUUGUAUGAUACCUUUGAUACUUUGUAUGUACUAAAUUUAUACAUUGAACAGCAAUAGAUACGAUUAUGACAAGCGUAUUAGUUUUGAUAUAUGGCAAUAACUUGUAAUUAAAAAGUUAAUAUAAAUCCGUUUAGGCAAAUGUUGAGUGAGAAUAUUCAUUUUGUAUCACGGCCAUAUCAGUGAUAUGUGAAGGGGGUUAAUUUAAAUAAAAUUAAAAUAUUGUUUACCUCAUACGACGCACGAAAAGAUAUGUGGGCGUUAUGUUUAAAUAUAUUAUUAUAUAUUUAAUUAUUAGGAGAAUAGAACCUACUUAAAUAAAUAAGCAGAAAUGCAACGCAUGCCAUAGUUAAUCACAAGUCUAUUCAAAUAACUGUUUUCAUACAUUUAAGAAAAUAAUACUUUUAUCUACGUAGCGGUAUGUGGUACGGAUUGCAUUUAUUGAAUUAUUUUGUGUAUUAGAUUUUGAAUAUAAUAGUAAAAAAUAUACAUUGCAAAAUUACAUAAAACGUUUAAUCAAAAAUGAUUUGGGGAAGUAUAGUUAGUUGGCAUUAAUAUUGAUAGUUUUGCAUUAAAAGCUAGGAACCUACCAAAAAUGUGGUAGAAUAAUAAUAUGUUAUAAUAAUUUAUAUUUAUCUUUCAUACAGGAGAUGCUUAUAGCGAGUAUUAGGGUUAAGGCGCAUGAAUAUGAUUCAUUUAGUGUAAUGGAGUGAAAGUUACUUUAUCUUUUUGUGAAUUAGUGCGCUGUUAGUUAUUUUAACUUCUGCGAUGCAGUUGUAUCAAUGCAAUCACUUAUUAGUAUUAUUAUAGGUUAGUAGACUUGCCGAUCUGCAACCACUUUCUUUGUUUUCGACUGUAAAAGUUAUCAGGCUUUAUCUGCAAACAUAAGUUUAACAGUUCAAGAAACGGUUUGUAUUUUGUGUAACGACCGAUUGAGAUAUACGCUCUUGAGCUUCCAGCGUAACAUUUGGAGUUACCUAACCUUUUUUUAAAAAUCCCACCUUUAUUUUAUCGUACUGGAGGCUACCAUGAAACAAAACACGUAGCAAAAUAUUGCGUUCACUCGUUCUUUCUUUUUUUACACGACGCAUACACGAUAUGGAAAAAUGAGACUGAAUGUGGACGUUAGCAACGUGCUAUUACGUAUUUCUAUGUUUCGUGGUAGGCUUCGGUUUUGUUUUCAGAAGAGUUUUAUUUCUUUCGUAUGCAGAGUUUGUAGGUUAGUAAACUGCAUACAAUCACAAAGAAGAGUAAUUAAUAUGAGUAGUUUUUAUAUGCUACAAUGAUUUUUGGGCGCCAUACCAUUUAUCAAAUUAGUUGCUAAUAUUAUUGCUAUCUCUUUCGUAUGGUGAAACUAUUUGCAAAUUAGCUAAAUAAUUUGAUAAGUGGAACGGUGCCCUAAGGUAAGAUUUAAUUCAAAAUAGAAGUAAAAUCUUAUCCUACACAUUUCUAACAUAUUGUUUUUUUUUGUCAAAUUACGUGGAAAGUAAAAUUAUUUUUCCGACCGAUUGUUAAUGUAACAAUCUAAUUUUUCAAAUAGUAGCAGAUUAAAGGUAGGUACAUAUUUUCACAUGUAACUUGACUUUAAUGUAAGUAAUAAAUUAGAUCGAUAUCAUAUUGUAGCUAAGGUUAUGUAAAUUAUAUAGAUACCUAUUUAUAUUCUUAUCCAAGAUGAUCUGAAAGCGUUGUGUUUAAUUACUUGACUGACAUUUGUAGAUAUCAUAAAAACAUCAAAAGUACAUAUUUAAAUCAUGAUUGCGAAGAUAUUUUAUGUAAUUAAUCUGAAUAUAAGUAAUAGGAAAUUCCAUAUUUUGCCGAAUGUACAAUUUUGUUGUGAAGUAUGUAUGUAAGUACUUUUACUGCCACUGGUGACGUUUGUGUAGUAAUUUUAUGAUUAUGACGAAAUAUAUUAUCAUGUUGAAGAGUCGCACCUUGCUUUAGUUUUAAGUUAGCGUAAUUUUCAUUUAUAAAAAGAUUUACCAAAACAUGCGCUUAAGUUUUACAUUAGUUAUAUUUUGUUGUAAAUAAUCAAAACAAUAUUUAUAACGCGCUCUAGCAUAAUACAUAUUAUUCUUAUAAAAUAAUAAAAUUUUCACAGGCUA
Molecule: messenger RNA, 5911 nt
Organism: Plodia interpunctella (Indianmeal moth)
Lineage: Eukaryota; Metazoa; Arthropoda; Insecta; Lepidoptera; Pyralidae
Product: arf-GAP with dual PH domain-containing protein 1-like
Exons: 8
Coding region: 138-1391 (417 amino acids)
Biological process (GO): positive regulation of GTPase activity
Cellular component (GO): cytoplasm; plasma membrane; intracellular membrane-bounded organelle
Molecular function (GO): GTPase activator activity; phosphatidylinositol bisphosphate binding; phosphatidylinositol-3,4,5-trisphosphate binding
Source: RefSeq, a predicted model, not a curated record